Akanthomyces muscarius is the source of this 3597-nucleotide messenger RNA. RefSeq lists its product as uncharacterized. The record is from RefSeq and is a predicted model, not a curated record. The transcript has 2 exons. Lineage: Eukaryota; Fungi; Ascomycota; Sordariomycetes; Hypocreales; Cordycipitaceae. Gene Ontology annotation, biological process: intracellular transport. Bases 1 to 3597 code for a protein of 1198 amino acids.
AUGGUCACCUUUGCCUUGCCUGGCGAUGGCGACGCCGCGCCAGCCACAAAUGGCACGCCGCGAGCCCGUCCACCGCUGCCGUUUGCGAAACGCGCCUAUGGCGCUUCGCCGUUCGCCAAUGGACCGUCAAAGCAUCUCGGCACUCCCCAGUCUGCGCCGUCGCGCAGGUUCUUUUCCAAUCGAAACGAUACGCCGUCCAACCCUCUUCACACGAGCUCCAUCUCGACAGGUCGAAACAUUUUUCAGGCCUCGGCCCUGUCGGAGGCGCCGCCCUCCGGCCUCUUCUCGCCGAACUUGCCGCAGAGCACGAUGAAAAAAGUCUUUGCCCCCGGCGCGACCCCCGAGCCAUCGCGAGUCUACAGAGAAUCCACAGCCAGUGCUGCGCCGCGCGGAAUGGCCGCCAAGACGUCAGACAAGGACCUCUUCCCCAUGCGUAUCUCGUCGCCACCGCGGGAGCUUACCGGCGAGCUCCUUGCCAACAAGGUUCCCAAGGAAUGGAACUCAAAGGGUUCCAUCUAUGCCGACCAGUUCCUUGCCCACCUUUGCCCUCCUGAUCUUGACGAAGAGCAGCGCAGGCAGUUCUUCUGCAUUCUCGAUCUCCGCCGUCUGAAAUAUGCCGCCAAUGAGAUUUUCGCGCGAAAGGACUGGAAGCUGAAUGUUGUUAACUUUGCCAAAGAAUUUGAGAAGAGUAGGAGCAUCAUCCUGCUGCGAUACGGCCUCUACGAAUUUCAAAACGUCAAGCCCUCGAAAGAGGUCCUCAAGAGAUGGCGCCGCGAGCACGGCCUCCCCGAGCCAGAGGAGGAGGAAGUGGAAGUCCCAGUUGCGACUCCUACCAAGUCCGCCCCAUCCAAGAAGCGCAAGGCCGAUGAGGAUCUGACCAAAGACAUGGCGAGCAGCAAUGCCAGCAGCUUCGGCAAACGUCAAACCACCGACAAGGUUGGCCAAGAAGCGCCACCCCCCAUUGCUACGCCUCAGCCCGCUGGCAAGAAUAAGCGCAAAGCCUCUGCUGGCGAGGAGGACCAGCCCCUCAAGCGAUCCACGCCCUCUGCGACCAAGGCUCUUUUCGAGAAGAUUGCCAACAAGCCUGCCGAGGCUCCUGCCCCCAAGCCGAACCCGUUUGCUCCCAAGUCUGCCGCUGGUGGCUUGGCUCGCUCCGUCUUCACCAACAUCAAGGCUGCCGCUGGACAAGCUCCCGCUGCUGCUGCUCCUGCAGGAGGCGGCAACAUCUUCGGGUAUUUGUCUGAUGCUAGCUCUGCCAAAAAUAGCGGAGCUGAUGCUGAUGCUGAGAGCGACGCUGAUUCUGAGGAGGAUGAAAGUCCGGAUGCAGAGCAGAGCGAGGAACCCAGUGCUGAUGCCAGUGCAGUUGAGGAAACAGCUGGUGACUCCACUCGUGAGAGCACCCCAGCCCGCAGCCUGUUCGACCGUGUAACCAAGGGCAACAAUGGUGAACCCGUCCGUGCUGCUGAACCUAGCCAGUCGCCUGGCGAGACUCCCGCGCCUGCGGACAAGACCUGGAACCCCAGCACCACGCCUUUGAAAUUCGCCCCGUCAGCCUCGCAGAGCAGCAACCUUUUCGGCGGCUCGCAGGCCCCCAACACGUCUGGUCUUUUUGGCGCAAAGCCUGCGGCUCCAGCGAUGUCCGGCCUAUUUGGUGCUCCCAAACCAGCAGAGUCUACUGAAGAGGCUGCCGCCCCUGCUUCUGGCGCCAGCAAUAUUUUUGCUCCCAAAAGCACCGCUCCAUCUAACCUCUUCGGUGCCAAGCCAGCCACUGCUGAAAAGCCUGCUGCUUCCACUGCCCCUGUUGCGGACUCUAGCAAAGACGGAGGCGAGUCUGACAAGGAGAACGACUCCCAGCCCUCUAAGAAGCCGGCGUUCGAAUUUAAGCCUUCCGGCUCGACUGCAUCGACGGGACUGUUUGGUGCCAAACCUAGUGCGACGACUCCUGAUGCAGCUACUGAACCCACUAAACCCGCUUCAAAUCUGUUUGGUGCGGCUGCUGCUAAGCCUACGGCCUCGAAUAUGUUCGGCGGCUCGGACAAGUCUAAAGAGCCUACACCGGUGAUGCAGUCGUCGACGCUCUUUGGCGCCAAGCCGACCGAGCCGGCUAAACCUGCUUCCACAGAGUCUUCAGCACCAACGAUCGCUGCACCACAAUUUGGCGCUCCGAGCUCCAAAACUACUACGAAUCUGUUUGGUAGCGCUUCUGCUGCCCCCUCUAAGCCACUGUUUGGCGCUACUGCUCCCACGACUGACGCGAAGACUGACGCACCGGCUGCCACUGCUCCCGCCCCUGCCGCAUCCAUGUUCAGCUUUGGCGGCAACUCGAACUCUUCCACUGCGCAGCCCACAUCUGCAAAGCCUCUUUUCGCACCUAAGUCGCCCGAGGCCAAUGCCAACUCUGCUGCCCUGUUUGGCAGCCCGAUGAAGCAAGACGAGCAGUCUCCUGCGAAGAAGGCGUUGACUGGCGGAACCUCAUCUGCACCUGGCUCCUUCACCUUUGGCGCCGCAUCCAGCGUACCGAGCGCACCCUCUGUAAACUUGUUCGGUGCCGCGGCCAACAGCAGCACAUCGGUUUCGUUUGGAGCUACGCCUUCCACAAACAAUGGUCCGAGCGGCUUCGGAUUCAACUUCUCCGCUGGUGGCGCAGGCAGUGCUGGCGACAGCAGCGCCACUACUAGCUUCAACAACCCAUUUUCCGGCAAUGCUGUUGGCAGCAGCCAACCUGCCAACCCCUCGAGCGGCGGCAUGUUUAGCUUCGGUGGUGGCGCCACAGCGCCAGCGUCAGGAUCAUCGACACCCUUUCAAUUUGGCGGUCCGGGAGGCGCCCCUGCUCCUAAUGGAGGAGGAUCUACGUUUGGAGGCAGCAACCAGGUUUCUGGCAGCUCCACGCCGCUGUUUGGCGGCGCGUCUGCGGGCGGUGCUCCAGGCUUGAACUUCACUGCUGCCCCUCCCGCUCAGCCGCAGGGUGGUAGCAACAUGUUUGGCUCGAGCCAGGCCGCACCGUCCUUCAGUGCCAGUCUGCAGCCUCCAAUCGGUGGAUCCUCUACCACCGGGACCAACUCGCCGUUGAAUAUUGCAGGGGGCUCGAGCUUGGCGACGACGCCAGCCGCGGGCACUCCGGAACCCGGAGUGCAAGCUGAAGCAAGCAAGGACGGAAACGACGAAGAAGGAGAGAAACACGAACAGAUUAACCUUACGGAAGGCGCCGAAUCUGAGGAGGAGACUGUCUAUGAAGUACGGGCCAAGGUACUCGCGUGGGUAUCACCUGAAGACCAAUCUGAUGGCGAUGACAAGCCCAAGUCCAAAAGCCCGUGGUCGACAAAGGGAAUCGGACCGUUGCGUGUGCUGAAACACAAGGAGACAAAUGCGGUGCGUCUACUGCUGCGAGCGGAGCCAAGAGGCAAUGUUGCCCUCAAUAAGGCACUACUGCCUGAUAUCAAAUACGCACCAAACGAGAAGUACGUGCGCCUGGCCACAGCUAACGAUGCCGGCGACGGACUGGAGACAUGGAUGUUGCAAGUUAAGACCAAAGAGAUUGCUCAGGCGUUGGCAGAGGCUUUGGAGGAGAACAAGGUGCAUAAUAAGAAGGACGAGUAA